Messenger RNA from Eriocheir sinensis (Chinese mitten crab), 3298 nucleotides. RefSeq names its product mitochondrial 2-oxoglutarate/malate carrier protein-like. Bases 105 to 1031 code for a protein of 308 amino acids. NCBI's taxonomy places the organism in Eukaryota, Metazoa, Arthropoda, Malacostraca, Decapoda, Varunidae. The transcript is spliced from 6 exons. Gene Ontology annotation, biological process: oxaloacetate transport; malate transmembrane transport; phosphate ion transmembrane transport. Gene Ontology annotation, molecular function: oxaloacetate transmembrane transporter activity; antiporter activity; sulfate transmembrane transporter activity. The record is from RefSeq and is a predicted model, not a curated record.
UGUUGCCUUCAGUUUCCACCCCUGCAUGAGGUGAGCCCCGUGCCCCGUUAGAAGCGCUCAAUCAGGGAAGCGACUGUCCACUCCAACUGGUGCGAGGGUCCGCUAUGGCUAGCCAGCAACAAACCAAAAUUCCCAAUGGAGUCAAGUUUCUUUUCGGAGGAAUGGCAGGCAUGGGUGCGACCUGCUUCGUACAGCCCUUGGACCUGGUCAAAAACAGGAUGCAGGUGGCCACAAGCAAGGAGCACAAGACCAGCCUCCAUGUGAUUAAGCAUGUAGUGAAGAGUGAAGGGGUGACGGCUCUCUAUGCUGGCCUAUCUGCUGGGCUCCUGCGUCAGGCCACCUACACCACCACACGCCUUGGAAUCUACACCUGGCUGUUUGAGAAAGCCUCUGGUCCCCGUGGUGAACCUCCCAACUUUUUUGUCAAGGCUGGCCUUGGCAUGGCAGCAGGUGUGGUGGGUGCCUUUGUGGGCACACCAGCUGAGGUGUCAUUGAUAAGAAUGACGUCAGAUGGUCGGUUGCCCUUAGCUGAGCGUCGCAACUACAAGAAUGUGUUGGAUGCACUUGUCAGAAUGGUCAGAGAAGAAGGUCUCGUAACACUCUGGAGGGGAGCCAUACCCACCAUGGGAAGAGCCAUGGUUGUCAAUGCUGCUCAGUUGGCAUCAUAUUCUCAAGCAAAGCAAAUGUUGAUGGGAACUGGUUUCUUCAAAGAAAAUAUUUUCCUUCACUUCUGUGCUUCCAUGAUCUCUGGCCUGAUUACUACUGCUGCUUCUAUGCCAGUUGACAUUGCCAAGACAAGGAUUCAAAAUAUGAAGAUGAUUGAUGGAAAGCCAGAGUACAAGGGUGCAUUCGAUGUUCUUGGCAAAGUCAUACGUAAAGAAGGCUUUUUCUCCCUCUGGAAGGGAUUCACUCCAUAUUACAUGCGUCUUGGCCCCCACACAGUGAUCACUUUCAUCUUUCUGGAACAGAUGAAUCUUUUGUACAAGAGGCAUGUGCUUGGUGAUAAAUUUGCCAAGGGAGGUGGAUUAUAGGUCAGAAUACAUUAUAGUCAAAAGCAUUUGUAGCUCCAUUUGGAUGCAUUACUUCAUGUAGGUUUUACUUCUAAUUUCAUAACUCAAAAGACAAUGCAACAGGAAAAGAUUAGUGCAAGUUUAGUAAUGUACAGGUUGAAGGCAGGCCUUACGUAGACAAAUAUUGUGACUAUUUGAACUGUGUUGGUGAUGAAAGAAUAGGAUGAUGAGAUAAACACAGCAUAAAGCUACAUAAGUAUUAUACUACCACUACCAAAGUGCUGCUGCUUCAAAACAAGUAAUAAUGAUUAUUAAAAUGUGAUCAAAAUGCACCUUCUAAAUGUGACAUGUUGUGAUAGCAAGGAUUUGUCAAAGAGAUUAUAUUAUAUGAUUGAAUAUUUCAGAAUUAUCAGUAGUCCAGCAUAUUAUUUUGUGCUGCUAACACUACUGCUGGUUUUUGCAGGGAUCGACCAAUGCAACUGUUACGUGCUAGAACUUGUUCAUAAAGCAAACUGUCCAUAUGGUCCAUUAUGUCGUGGAUGUCUGCAGUUCAUUAUAAUUUGCAAUAUUUGCCACCCCAGGCAGCUCAACUAAAGCAAUCAAAGAAUGAAGGGAGGAAAAUGGCUGAAUCAGUACAAAAAAGUAAGCAGCCAAUGAUAAAUGUCACAAUGUAAAGCUUAAACUGGAAUACUGUUCAUAGACAGCUGAUAAAAAAAGCUGGAAAAGAUUAAGGUCGGUCAAUUGCAGAGAUGCCUUGAUACUCUCCUCACAAAUGGUUUAUGUCAUAAUGGGACAAAAAAUACAGAGAAGAAAGGCAUAUCCAGAAUUUACUAGUGAAAGGAAUAUAGGAGUGAAGAUUUGGUUAACUUGCAUUUAUAUAUCUGACAGUCUAGGAUGUUGAACUCUGCAGCAAUACAUGAUUUAAGUGCAAUAGCCAUAGUUGAAUUGUAAUUAGUAGUAAAAAUAAUGCAUUAUGCAAGACUUAAGAGAAAAUGGAUGGAUGUACCUUUAGCAUGGAUUGUAGGAAAACGUGUUACUGGCUAUGAGAUAGUACAGAAUAUGUUUUGUUUAAUAUUUGUCUUAAAUAAUAUCAGCAAAGUGCAGCAUUAGAAGUAGAUCUGAGACAUGAAGAGUCAUCAAAAUAGAUUUUCCUUGAUAAGGUGACUCGUAAGUUUUAAUGAAAAGUAACACAUCAGAGAAAUUGACUACUUGAAAUGGUGUUAUCUGAUCUUCAACUGUGGCAUUUCAAAUAUAAGGUAAGACAAUAUAGAUAACAAAGUCUUCGUUGUCACAUGCUUAAAUGUCUAAGAAAAUGCAUCCAUUUUGAAAAUUCAGAGGCACAAAGAUUGUAAAAUUUGCCUGUAGUAAAUUACUUAUGCUAUAGUAAUCAUAUCAGUCCUCCUUUUGUUGUGCUUGCAUCCACAACUUGCGGACUUGAGAGCACAUGUUGAACAUACAUCAACAACUUGUCAGGACUCAAACAUUACCUUCAUAUUGUUUUGUUUCAUCCAAAUAUUUCCAUGUAUAAAAAAACACAACCUAGUGACACAUUUAAAAAUAUUUUUGAUAACUGACAUUUAGUUUCUAUAGUUUUAGAGCACAGACUCGAGGACAGCAAUGGAAAGAACGUAUCAAGUCUAACCUAAUGUUAAAGUUGCAGCCAUUCUUUGUAACAUUUUAGCAACUUUCGGAGUUGUAACAUUUUUAGUUGGUAUUUAUAAUUUGUCAUAGCCAGUCAGUACUUAAUAUGUAAGGGUUGGGUGAUGAUAAUUAUUAUAUUUAUUACUGAAUAGGGUUUAGUUUUAUUUAUACAUUUGUUGGUUAUACUAAUUUCAUUAGUGUUUGUUGAUUUACUUUUACAUCAGAGUUUACAUAAAUAUUAAAAUCUUUUGUACUAUUCUGUACAUACUUAUAUUUCUCCUGAAUUCAUAUAUUGUCACAUAUUAUUAAACAGUCUUCCCAGUCACUUUUAGAUCUUGUGACAGCCACAUUCAUAUCACCAAAAAACAGUCAGUUGUGCUUGAAUUAAUGAAAACUUGUAGAUACAUUCAUGAAUUCCAUGACAGACAAAGCUGUAUUUUUGUAUUCAAGGAUUGCAGCCAUUAUAAUGAAUAUUCUAAUCUAACAGUCAGAUGUAUCUAUAACAUGUUGAAGCUUUUGAGCAAUCCAGCUGGAUUAAAAAUAGGUACAAUGUUCUGUGUAAAAUUGAAAUGAUUUGUCUUUGUUAACUUCAUGUUUGAAUGUAUAUUUGUACAUAAUAAAUGUCACUUUAAAGACCUGAAGGACCA